Leptopilina heterotoma is the source of this 9687-nucleotide messenger RNA. It is a transcript of the gene Pi3K21B, whose product is annotated as phosphatidylinositol 3-kinase regulatory subunit alpha. Lineage: Eukaryota; Metazoa; Arthropoda; Insecta; Hymenoptera; Figitidae. The coding region runs from base 2962 to 6909 and encodes 1315 amino acids. Gene Ontology annotation, molecular function: 1-phosphatidylinositol-3-kinase regulator activity; protein binding. The record is from RefSeq and is a predicted model, not a curated record. Gene Ontology annotation, cellular component: phosphatidylinositol 3-kinase complex. Gene Ontology annotation, biological process: phosphatidylinositol phosphate biosynthetic process; insulin receptor signaling pathway. The transcript is spliced from 13 exons.
GACUCGGGGUUCUGAAGUACGAUAAUACUGUCCUGAACGGGUAAAGGCCACGAAGACAACCGACAUACUGCGGAUUAAACCGAACUCGAGCAUGAGCGGUCCUCGACUCUUUGGUGCGAGCUAUGGCUAUUGACCGAACCUGGCGAACCGGCCGGUCAGCUGUGAGCUGAACCGCUACCGACUCUAAUAUACAAUUUUUUCUCCUUGCCAACAAAUUUUCAAGUGUCGAGAUCAUCGAGCAAACGAAACUGAAAAACAUUCCCAACAAUUAAACGGCAAAGACAAAUGGCAAAAAAUAUACAAGAAAGAAAAAAGAAACCCCGGAUCACUAUCGUCAAACAGAAGUGAUCUUGCGCGGAAUAAAAAAGAACGAUACAACCGGAGGAAGCAGUCGUGCACCAUCUCUUUUGCCUUCUAGUCGCUCGACAGUCGGGUCGACCAGUGCGUGCUUGGAACUCUACCAUGACACUUCUCCGGCACUGAUUCUCGCCACAAGACGCAUUAUAUAUUACAAGAAAAAAAAAAGAAAAGAUAAAAUCUGGUCAGUGCUUUUUAGUAAACGCGAAUCUAACUUACAAGAAGAUAAGAUUUUUCAAGUGUCCCCUCCGGAUAGAGAGACAAAAUACGAACAAAGUGAAUUAAUUCCAAUAAAUUUCCAUCCAAAGUGAAAAUUUCUUUUUCUUUUUUUUUGCUCUCGAGUGAAAAAAAUUGUGCUAAUUAAAUCGGAUUUACUCAGUGGUGGAAGUGCAAAAAAAAGGAGAUAUAUAAAGUGCAUAGUUACAGUGAAAUUUUCUAUCCUAAAACACCAAGUGCUUAACAAAAAUUUUCUCCCCCACCCCUUUCUAAAUUCCAAAAAAUGAGCCAAAAUAUUCAAUUUGUUUUGGCGAUUUUUCGAAAAACCCAAGUGUAGAAAAAGAGGGUCACCCCUGAAGAUGAUAUCGUCCCUGGCAAGCUCGUAAAAGUCGUCUGAUCGCAUCGAUCGCCGAUUCUCUCUCUCUCGACAAAGGAAAAGACAGUCAGUCAAAAUUUCUACUUCUGCCUUUCUUUUUUUCGUGAAAUUGCAAAAAACAAAAGGAAGAAAAAGAAGAGGAAGGAAAAAAGAAGUUUUUUUUUGAAUAUUAGAGAGCAGAAAAAAUUUUUUUUCUAUACCUCACUGCUGUAGAAUACAGUGCAAAAAAAAGUGAUAAUCCGUAACAUGCUAAAUGAGAUGACAAAAAAGUGAUAAUAUGAAAUUUUAGGAGUUAUGCAUAAGGCAAUGUAGUUGCUAGCUAGGUAUCGAUUUUUGUUACACUGUUUGUUACAAAAAAAUUUUCCUGCAAUAAAUUUUCGCUGGGUUAAAGUUUUGUUGGAACCCAUUUUUUCGUCAAAUAAUUUUCUUUGAGACUAUUUUUUUGAUGGAACCAAUUUUUUCUUCAGCAACAAAUUUUUGAUGGAACUAAUUUUUUCUUCAGCAAAUUUUUUACACUUUUUCUGCAACUAAUUUUCGUCAGCAAACUAAUUUCUCUGCAACAAAUUGUCAGCAAAGGUUUCUUACAACAAAUUUUCGUCGGCAAACUGUUUUCUUACACAAGUUUUCAUUGGGAAAAGUUUUUCUUCAUACAAAUUUUAGUUAAACGACUAAAAAUUGUUACGAUUUUGUAUCAAAGUUUUGUUAUGGAGCAACUGAUUUUGUUACAACUGAAAGUACCUAAAGAUUCGGUAACUGGUGGAAAAUACAAGUAGUUGGUAAAAGAAUUUACUUGUACUGUUUGAUACUUAUUUACGACAAGAAGUUUAGUGAAGAAAAAUUUAGUGGAGUGAAGAAAUUUGCCUGAUAGGAGUAAAAUUUACUUGGUAAAAGAGUACACGAAUUUACCACUUAUUUGCGAAGAGAGUAACUUGGUAGUUAAAAGAGUUCUUACCAGAAGAGUAAGAAAUCUACUUGGUGAAAAGUAAGAAGACAAAAAAAUAUUUGAAAAGAAGAAAGAGAAGUACCCGACAAGAAGGAAAAAAAAAGUGAAGAAAAAGUUUAGUUAUUGGUAAAGAGAAAUGAAAAUUGACAGUGGAGAUGUAUUAGAGGAAAGAAAGGCGAUUUUUUUCACUUGACGAAUGUAUAAUAUAUGGAUGAGAAAGGAGGAGGUGGAGGAGAGGAGAGAGAGAGAAAGGAUCUUGAUAGAGAGGAAAGAGAGUCAUUAACGAUCAAGUGCUAGAAUCUUUUUCUUCAAAGAACCUGCAAAAAGCGAUGCUUGAAAAACCUGUCGAAUCGCUCAGGUCUCGAGGCUUCUGUAGUGGGUUCCGGCGAAAAUUGCGCUCACUGUAGUGGGCUGCGUCGAAACCGGUUUCGUUUCGCUUCGAAUCUCGCGUUUAUAAAGGUCGUGCGUCGAGGGAGGAGUAAGACUCGUGGAAAACGAAUUUACACGAGGACACCCGCACACGAGUGAGAGAGAGAGAGAGAGAUUUCUUAUCUCUUUUUGCCUGUCAUGAUCUCUCUACAACGACUCAUGUCGUCGUCUUCGUGACCGGUUCAAAUUUUCACUAUAGUUUCAUCUUUCUUUUGACCUUGACCGAAGGAAAAUAUGAUUCCUUGUUCGAAAAAUGAUCCGAUUUGUCGAAUUUUGUCAAGUAGUUGUGGUUCUUUAGGAUUCUUCUCUUCUUUAGCUGGAGAGUUGAAAACAUUAGUUGGAGAGUUCUAAACUUUAACUAGUGGGUUUCUGUACUAAAGGUGAAAAUUUUCAAGACGAAUUUUUGAAAAGCAGAUGACUCUAUCUUGUAGAUAGAAAUUUUCGAAAAGCAGUAUAAAAUUGUGGCAGAUAUCUAUCGUGUAGAUAGAAAUUUGUGAAGUACUGGACAUCUUGUUUGGGACAAGAUGGAAGAUGGUAAUUUAAAGGAGGAACAGGAUUCGCCUGAGAGGAUUUCGUUAACGAUGAAUCGUCUAAAGACCUAAUUGUUAUCUAAUGAUCCAAAGAGGUCAAGUGAUUAGUGAUGAAGCGCGCAUCAAGCGCUUCUACAGUGGCACAGGUGCAGUCCGUGAUCUUGCCUGGCAAGAUUCACGAAUUACGUAGCCCAACAUUACUGCCGACAACAGAGGAGCUCAAUGAGACAAUCAGCAUCAGGUCGAUAAAUGAACAUCACCAUCAAACAUCACCACAAUCAGUAAAAACAACUGACAAUCGACAGAUCGAUGAGCAGAGUAAAAAUUCAAAGUCACCAAAAGCAGCAAUGUCCCGAUUGCUGACUGUUGACUCAGAGAAUUAUAUGCUACGUAAAGGUUCAACAAACACAUCAUCGAAUCCGUCGUCGAUGUCGGAUAUCGCCAGCAAUCAACAACAACAACAACAACAGCAAAGAGAUUGUCCCCAUAAUUUUGCUAUUAGCACCAGUAAAUUGUCCGCCACUGGAAAUGGCACCUACUGUACGGCAGAUAUUUCAUUCGUGCAAGUAUCAACGGUAACGGGCAAACCAAACAAUCUGGAGAAGUCAGUGGUGAGCGUUUGCGAAAGUUCCCAGAGUUACGACGAGACUAACCAGUCGAUUCGUUCUCUAUAUUCCGAUUCCACAACAACAACAUCAUCAUCAUCUUCGACGACAACAACUGGGAAUCAUACAACACUCCUGACGAAAGGAGGCGCCACAGUUGCCCAACGACGGACAUCUAAUCAAAUAGCCUUUACAAAUGGAACAAAUGUGUCUUUAUCAAUUUCUUCCUCCACCUCUUCCUCAUCUCUUAUCGUUCCCUCGUGUCCUUCCUUAAAACAAUUCUCACCUGAUGUAAGUAAAGUACUUGAGAGUCAUAAUAAUGUUCUUGCCCACAAGAACAAUCAAGAUGAACAAUUAGUGAUUGAUAAUAAUUCCCGUUUAGAUGAUUAUGACGAUAAACAUUUUGUAUCAUGUGCAAGACCAUUGUCCUUUCACAGGCACAUGUGCUGGUGUAGUCCUCAACUGUUGAUCUCGAAAAAUUCAUCGGUUAGUGAUACCGAUAUUGAACUUUCUAAAGCAACAAUUAAUAUUAAUAAUAAUAAUAAUAAUAGCAACAAUAAUAACAAUAAUAAUAAUAACAACGUCAAGUCUUUAAUCGGAAGUGAUAAUACAACAACAACAACAACAGCAACUGCAAAGAAUAGUUUUUUGCUUGUUAACGGAGUGAAAAAUGGUUGCGACAGUAAAAUAGUUGAUAGAAAAUUAAAUCAUUCGUAUCGGAAUCUAUGUUGUUGUAUGUGCGGAUCUUUCUGUCCUAUAGAGUGCCACGCGUGCUUCCACGUCGUCUGCUCGGAAUACAGCGGACAGCAUCUGUGCCAAUGGAGUUCCAAGGGUCACGCUUUGCCAGGACAGGUCUUCGACAAGGAAAAGCCUGUCAGUGAGUGGACAUCUUUAAAUGUUGUUGAAUGGAUGUCUGCUCUCAACCUUUAUCGCUAUGCAGACGUUUUCAAGUCCAAGGACAUUAAGGGUAGCGAUCUACUUCAUCUGGACCGCGAGAAGCUAAUGAACAUGGGUAUAAAGGAUGAAUUCCAUCAGAAGAAUAUAUUAGUAUGCAUCGAGGAACUUUGCCAACCCUCGUCUCCUUCGACUCUAGCUGGUUCGGAGACUUCGUACGUGACAUUAUCCGUCAACGAAACGGGAGGCACUGGCAAUAAUAGUAGCAAUGUCAAUACUACGUCAACCACCACAAGCACCACCAGCAACGCUCACAAUCUCGUGCCUCAUAGUUUCAGUGUCUUGGAGAGGUGCGAAAAAUGCCAUAAAUACCUCAGGGGUCUAUUACAUCAAGGCUUUCUCUGCCAAGAUUGUGGAUUAGUCGCUCACAGGACUUGUUCAGCGACUGGUUUACCCUCUCCUUGCAUUCCAACAGAUUCUCGUGUUCAUAGAUUCACUUCAGUCUUUGGAUUAGCACUAUGCUCGCAGUUCGACUCGGCAACUCGUACAGCUCCAAUUUUAGUCGAAAGAUGCACACGUGUCCUUGAAGAAAGAGCAUUCACCGACACAACUUUAGACCUUUAUAAAAUAUACUAUAGUAGUCCGCCCAAUGAACAGAUACUUGAAUUACGAGAAAAACUUAACGAGGAUGUGUGUAAUGCAGAUUUAACCCCUUACUCACCGCAGUGUAUAUCAAGUGUCUUAAAGAAAUUUUUAAGAGAGUUACCAGAUCCCAUUAUUCCCGUACAGUGGUACGAUAGAUUUUUGGAAGCUAUUAAUUCAAGAAAUGACGAACAAUGUGCAUCACAUCUUACUAAAUUGGUCUCGGAAUUACCAGUGCAUCACAAAGGCACUUUGCAGCAUUUGAUGGCUCAUUUUUGUCGAAUUUGUCAAUUGCAACAUGCCCGAGGUUACACAGAACCACCCACUAUUCUUGUGCAAGUUAUGUGCCACAUUUUUCUCAGGCCUCCUUGGGAGCGGAUCAUUCAAGUUGUUCAUAAUACCGAGGCUCAUAUUCGUAUAAUGGAGCUAUUAUUACUUCAUGGAAACUGGAAUGAGAAAUUACCAGAAUUUGCGAGCCCUCCGCAAUUACCACCAAGGAAAGUGUCUAGACCACCAAUUCCGGUUCUUGAAUCGUUUCCUGGUUUAGAGGAAGAAUUGGCAGCUGGUGAUCGUUCAACACCGGGAGAAAGUAACAAAGAUCAACUACAACAAUCGUGCAGACCAAGAACUCUUCAGGAGGCCGAAUGGUAUUGGGGUGAUAUCACGAGGGAUGAAGUGAAUGAAAAAAUGGUUGAUACACCCGACGGUACAUUUUUAGUUCGGAAUGCAUCGUCAAAAGGCGGAGAGUAUACAUUGACAUUGAGAAAAGGUGGAACAAAUAAACUAAUCAAGAUUUGUCAUCGUAAUGGCAAAUACGGUUUCUCUGAACCUUACAAUUUUCAAUCUGUCAUUGAACUUGUGGAUUACUAUCGAAAUUGUUCUCUUGCCCAAUAUAAUUCGACACUAGAUAUUAAACUUUUAUAUCCGAUUUCACGUUUUCAACAGGAAGACGAAAUUGCAAGCAAUACCGAUAUGUCGAAAGUUGUUCAGAAAUUCAUCGAAAUCCUUAAGAAUUUAAACGAAACUUUACGACAGCAUAAAGAUUGCUAUGACCUCUAUAAUAGAACGGCUAAUGAGGUGCAACUCAAACGCCAAGCCUUAGAAGCAUUUUCAGAAGCCAUUAAAAUGUUCGAGGAUCAGAUGAAGUUGCAAGAAAAAUUUCAAACUGAAGCUCAACCACAUGAAAUAUCCACCUUGACGGAUAAUGCUGAGUUGUUAAAGCGUCGUCUAAAGUCCUUGGAAGAUAGUAGAGAACAACUUGAUGAUAGCUUGAAGCAGCAAAUUGCCUACAACAGAACACUUGAGCGUGAGAUGCAAAAAUUAAAGCCCGAGUAUAUGCAAUACACAAAAUUGAAAGAUAAAUACGCUGCUUGGCUAAAGAAAAAUGGGAUGCAUCCGAACAAAAUUCAUCAAUUAAUUAUGAGUAGUUCAACGUCAAAUCAAACAGCUGGCGAAAUAAUGUAUAAUGAAUUACAAGAACCUGAUCUCGAAAUUCAUUCCGACGAGAAGGCCUGGUUGUAUCUUGAUUGCUCGCGUUCCAAUGCUGAUCAAAUUCUUAUGGGACGGCUCGAUGGCACCUUCUUAGUUCGAAGAUCGAGAAUCGGACAGUAUGCUUUAUCCAUAAUGUGCAACGGUACCGUAAAUCAUUGCAUAAUUUACGCAACGGAAAGGGGUUAUGGAUUUGCGGAACCUUAUAAUAUACAUCAAACAUUAAAGCAUCUUGUUCUGCAUUAUGCGCAGAAUUCUUUAGAAGAACACAAUGAGAGUCUCACGACAACUCUAGCGUUUCCAGCGUUUGCAUCUGCCAGCGCAUUAACACACCUACAAGCUCAACAGCUUCAAGUACAAAUGCAGGCACAGAAUCAAAAUCAAUAUCCGUUGACGCUUGAAAAUCAACAAUUUGUGCCGCAUGCGUAGAGAUUUUUUUCUUUUGAAAAAAAAAUCAAAUUUGAAUCCAAUUUCUUCUUUUGGGAGAAAAUACCAUCUCCUUUCUAAAGGACUUUUCUUCUGAAACACCAAUUUUUCGCCGCUAAAACAACAACAACUACUACUUGUGAACGGAUUUUUUGGAGGAACUACAAAAAAAAGGCAGGUAGAACUUUUCAAUAUCAAUUAAAGAUGAUGAAUAAUAGAAUUAGUACUAGCAUUAUUUAUAAUAUUGUUAGCGGCUCUAUAUUUACAAAUAUUUCGUCAGGACCAACUUUUCGAAUAUUUCACUUUGUCAAAUUGUGAAUAUUCACCUUUUUUGUCGAGUACAUUAUCACUCGAUAUUCUUAAAAACGCCAAGAAAGGGAAAAAAAUUUUUUUUGAUUAAUUGUGGAUAAAAAAAUUCCAUUUCCGUCGAAUUUCGAACAUCAUUUUGUGAACGUUUUUCCCUUUAUUAGUACAACGAAUUUUUUUGAUGAAUCACGACGGAUAGGGGAGUAAACAGAUUUUUUAUACAUAGAUUUUAAGUAACUUUCGUGCCAGACGGUACGUGUGUCGCCUCGUCCACAAAAAGAGGGAUUUUGAAAUAAUUAUCUGUGAUUAACGGAUCUGUCGAUGGGCGAAGGAUUGUAUGUGUCUUUGUUUGUUUUUUUCUCUCUGCAAAUUGAGUCGUUGCCAGUUUUUUAAAACAAGAAAAGAAAAUACCAAUAGUGGCGCGUUUAUAAGGUGAGGCGGGGCCAUGCCUAGACUCUUUUAAAAUUUGCGAGACUCGCAAGUUCGAAGACAUAAUAAUGAUGUUGCAGGAAUAAUUAAAGAAAAAAAAAAUUAAUAAUAAUGGAAACAAAAAAAUGAAUGGUAUUGCUCUUUAUAGGGAGAAAAUUUCGACACGAAGCCGGCUUCGUGUGACAAUUUUCUCUCGUAUUUGCAACAAAUAUUUAUGGACAUAUGUAUAUCAUAAUAUCUGAUCAAUUUAAAAUGAAAAAAAGUAAUUCAAGCAAUCGUCCAACUUUUGCAGACGCUUUCUGUGCUACUAGUUAUAGAUUAACUUGAAGACGUACACUAUUAAAUGCUUUUUCGUGCAGAUAUCGAGUCAAUUUUUUUGCUCGCUGGUGAAUAAUAAUAGAAAUAAACAUUCGUGAUUUGCGAAUGUCGAUUGAAAAUUGACAAUUUUUGGAUUAAUCGAAUUAAAAUUGAUUUGGUUAAUUAAUCGAUUGAAUUAAUUUACUAGUUGACAAAAAUUGGUUUAAUUAAUUUACUUGGUUUAAUUGAAUCGAUUUAAUUAAUUCACUGGUUUAAUUAAAUCGAUUUGAAAUUCGAAAAUUGUUAUUUUUCGAUUGACAUGGAAAUUUCACAUUAUUGCUGAUAUUUGUAAUUUAUAUAUUCCCAAUCAACACAAAGACUCAUUGUAUCAACUUUGAAUGAAAGGGUCUGCGAGGAACAUUUUUUAUAUUAAAAAAUGUGACUUUUUUAUGAGAAUAAUGUUAUCGAUAUUCAACGUGUAAUUGUCCACCCGUGUGUUUGCUCUUUGGAGUAACGAUCUCGAAAAAAAGAAAGAAAGAAAAGAAAAAUCUUGUAUUUACAAAACGAUUUGGUAAAUACUAGAUAAAAACUAUAUUGAUUCUUACUCGGAUAUGAUAGCAACAUUUUUACGGACAAAUUAUAGAUUCGGGAAAUGUUCUCAACCCUUUUCAUAAUUGUAAUAAUAAUAAUAAUAUAUAAAUGUCAAAAAAAAAAACAGUCGGAAACGACGUUUUUAAAGUUGGCAAUUUGAAAAUUAUAUAUUUAAAAAAGAGAGAGAAAGGAAAAAGAGGUAAAUUAAACGUGCUAUUAAAAUUGUCUAUCAUAGGAAGAAAAAAAAAGUAUCAGGAAGGCAAUGUUCGUGAAUUGAAAGAAAAAUAUUUUAUUACAUAAUAAAUUGAAAUUCUUUUUAAUAUCGCUUUUACUGCAAAAAAAGAAAAUAAUAAAAACGAAUUUUGCAGAUUUUUAAAUUUCGCUUUUCGACAAUUCUCAACUACAAAAAUUCGAUUUAGAAUUUUUUAAAGAAAAGUAAUUUCAAUGAUAAAAACUUUUUUCUAUUUAAACUAAAAAAGAGAUCAAUUUCUGAAAUUUUAUAGAAAACUGUUUUUAUUUUAUUUUCUAUAGACUGAAAAUUUGCUAUUGCUAUUGCUCGAAAAUCAGUACAAAAGAAAAAACCGAAACAAUCACUUUGUAAAGAAACAAUUUUUUUAUUAUUAUUUUAAAAGGAAAUUUUCAUUUAAAAAUCGAAUUGAAAAAAAAUCUUUUUUCUCUUUGAUAUUUGUGAGAAUUGUAAUACGCGAAAUUUUCUUUUUUUUAAGUAUAAUGUAUAGAUUGGGAGAAAAUGAUUUUUAUACCUUUCCGCUUUAGAUGUGACAAAAGGAAAAAAGAAAGAAGAAAAACAAAGUAAUAAAUGAAUUUUAAUGCAUGUUUUUUGCUGUAAUGAAUUCAAAUGACAAAAGUGAAUUCUUUUUUGCAGUUUAAAAUAUGAACGAUCUCAUAGAUUAUUCAUUAUCAACGCGAUUAUUCAUUUUCAUCUGAUGUUGUAUAUAUAUAAAAUAAAAUAAUUCUUCAUUAGUUAGAUUCAAAACAUAUUAGAAUCACACGUUGGUUGUCGAAGCUCAGCCUAAUUCUCAGUAGUCAGUAGUCACUUCGCUGUUUCAUUAAGAAAUGAAAAAAAACAAAAAAUAACAAAAACAAACAAAACAAAAAAUACGAAUCGUGUUAGUUGAUGCAUACAAUAAAAAUAAAAUA